GACCAAAAUUACAUUUUUUUCACCUUUAAAUAAUAGUUUAUAGAAUGAAAGUUUCUAUUUCUUGAACUUUUAUUCUAAACUAUAAUAUUGCUCAAGUGGAAAAUGGAUUUGUUUCUGGGACAUUGUGUGCAUGCAGGAGUUGUUUGUAUAUGUUUUGUGUUUGUUUCCUUGUGGAGUUUGUGUUCUGAGGUUAGGUUGGUUGGCUGGAGAGGUAGACAGUAGGGCACCGUUAGUUGUGCAGUGGAGUGAAUUUUGAGAAACAAACUAAGAUAGUCUCGAGAAAGAAAGUUUGGGGUUGCGGAGACCCAAUGCGAAGUCCCAGAAGAGUGUGAUAUCUUGAUCAAAUAUUUGGAAAUGCCAAUGCCGAGGCAGUUCUUGAACGCCGCCCCGGAUUUCUUCCACCUCCACCGCCACCUCUCUUAUUUCUUCCUCUUCUUCUUCAAUAUUCUUUCACACUCUCCAAUUCCUACUAUUGCAGCAAACCAUGAAGUUGUUGUAUUAUUUUCUUGGCUUCACUCUUCUUCUUCUUCUUCUUCUUCGUCUCCGCCUCCUGCUUUUUCAACCUGGAAUUCACAAGACUCCCAUCCCUGUAAAUGGUCGUUCGUUAGGUGUUCUUCUGAUAACUAUGUCACGGAAAUCAAUAUUCAGUCUGUUUAUCUCGCCCUGCCCUUUCCCUCCAAUCUUUCCUCCUUGAGCUUUCUUGAAACCCUGAUCAUUUCUGAGGCUAAUCUCACUGGAACAAUCCCGGUUGAGAUUGGAGACUGUGUUUCACUGAAAACCAUUGAUGUUAGUUCCAACAGUCUUAUCGGUGAUAUUCCAGCGAGUAUUGGGAAGCUCAAAAACCUGGAGGAAUUGACUCUCAACUCUAAUCAGCUCACUGGGACGAUUCCAGCUGAACUCGGGAGUUGCACUAGCCUGAAAAGUCUUGUUUUAUUUGACAACAGGUUGAGUGGGAGCAUUCCGGCGGAGCUUGGGCAGCUGUCGGGUUUGGAAAUCUUGCGCGCGGGGGGGAAUCAGGAUAUUGAGGGAAAACUUCCAGAUGAAAUUUCGAAUUGCCAGAACUUGCAAGUUUUGGGCCUUGCUGAAACUAAGAUUUCUGGUGGGCUUCCUUCUUCGUUGGGUAGGUUGAAAAAGCUUCAGGUUUUGUCGCUUUAUACUACAAUGCUUUCAGGGGAAAUUCCACGGGAGAUUGGAAACUGCUCAGAGCUUGUGGAAUUGUAUUUGUAUGAGAAUAGCCUGUCGGGUUCGCUUCCACGGGAGCUGGGAAAGCUCCUGAAACUCGAGAAGUUGAUGCUAUGGCAAAACAAUCUCGUGGGCUCUAUUCCUGAAGAGAUCGGGAACUGCAAGAAUUUAGUAAUCCUUGAUGUUUCUUUGAAUUUUCUGACGGGAACCAUACCUGAAUCAUUCGGGAACCUCACGAAUCUUCAAGAGUUGAUGCUCAGCAGCAACAAUGUUUCGGGUUCAAUCCCGGCAGUUCUUUCCAAUGCCACAAGUUUGAUACAGCUUCAGGUUGACAGUAACCAGAUUUCUGGUUCGAUUCCUCCAGAACUUGGACUCUUGUUUCAACUUCAAGUUUUCUUCGCAUGGGAUAACAAGCUUGACGGAAGUAUUCCCGCGACAUUGUCCGGUUGCAAAAGCCUUCAAGCUUUGGAUUUAUCCCGCAACUCUCUUACGGGUAGUUUGCCCCCGAGCAUCUUUCAACUCAGAAAUCUAACUAAGCUUCUCUUGAUUUUUAAUGACUUAUCGGGUUCUAUCCCCCCGGAAAUUGGUGAUUGCAAAUCCCUUUUCCGUUUGAGACUGGCAGGGAAUAAAAUCAGUGGUCAAAUACCAAGAGAAAUUGGUUCUCUUACGAAUCUGAGUUUUCUUGAUCUCUCUAAUAACCAUUUGAGUGGAGUGGUGCCUGACGAAAUAGGCAAUUGCGGAGAACUGCAGAUGCUGGACUUGGCUGGGAAUUCAUUAAGUGGAAAUCUGCCUAGUUCCCUGUCUUAUCUUAGUAAAUUAGAGGUAUUGGAUGUUUCGAUGAAUCAGUUCGUUGGCCCAAUUCCAGGCAGUUUUGGCGAACUCUUCUCUCUCAGUCGACUUUCACUUAGCUGCAAUUCUUUAUCAGGGCCAAUUCCAUCGACCCUUGGCCGCUGUUCAAGGCUUCAGUUGCUUGAUUUGAGCCAGAAUCAACUGUUUGGGAGCAUUCCGGUCCAAAUCUUUGAAAUUGAGGCUCUUGAAAUUGCUUUAAAUCUGAGCUGGAAUAGCUUGACAGGGGAAAUUCCACCUCAGGUUGUUGCUCUAAACAAGCUCUCUGUGCUAGACCUUUCACACAACAAGCUUGAAGGAGAUUUGAUGUCUCUUUCCGGGAUGGUGAACCUUGUUUCACUGAACAUUUCCUACAACAAUUUCACAGGUUAUCUCCCUGAUAACAAGCUGUUCAGGCAGUUAUCGGCCACAGAACUGGCUGGAAACAAAGGUUUGUGUGCUCGGGGACACGACUCGUGUUUCUUGAGCAAUGCACAGGGUGUGGGGCUACCUCAAGACAGAAGUAUUAGGCGGUCAUGGAGGCUAAAACUUGCCAUCUCGUUGCUAUCUAUUGUGACAGUGGCCUUGGGAGUUAUUGGCCUUUUAGCAGUUAUAAGAGUUAGAAGAAUGAACAGAGAAGAUGCAGAGUCAGAACUGGGAGGCAGCGAACCAUUUUCUUGGAAAUUCACUCCAUUUCAGAAGCUGAAUUUUUCGGUCGAUCAAGUACUAAGGAGUCUUGUUGAAGAAAAUGCAGUUGGAAAGGGAUGCUCCGGGAUUGUUUACCGAGCAGAACUUGACAACGGUGAAGUGAUCGCAGUGAAGAAGCUAUGGCCGACAACAAUACAAGCCGGUCAUAACUGUCAAAAUGAUCGGUCCGGUGUUAGUGGGGUUCGUGACUCCUUUUCAACUGAGGUGAAAACUCUCGGCUCAAUCCGACAUAAGAACAUUGUCAAGUUCUUAGGUUGUUGCUGGAAUCAGAACACAAGAUUGUUGAUGUACGAUUACAUGCCCAACGGAAGCCUAGGGAGUCUCCUUCAUGAAAAGAGUGGAUGCUGCUUGGAGUGGGAUGUGAGGUACCGAGUAAUUCUAGGGGCAGCUCAAGGCUUAGCUUAUUUACACCACGAUUGCGUCCCCCCCAUUGUUCAUAGGGACAUCAAGGCAAACAACAUUCUAAUCGGCCUCGAUUUUGAGCCGUAUAUUGCUGAUUUCGGCCUUGCUAAACUCGUAGAUGAUGGAGAUUUCGCUCGUUCCUCCAACACUGUCGCUGGUUCCUAUGGUUACAUCGCUCCCGAGUAUGGCUACAUGAUGAAGAUCACGGAGAAGAGCGACGUAUACAGCUAUGGAGUAGUCGUGCUCGAGGUAUUAACAGGCAAACAGCCAAUCGACCCAACGAUACCAGAUGGGCUUCACAUUGUGGACUGGGUGCGACACAAUCGGACACAUGGAACCGAGGUUUUAGACCCGGGCUUAUGCCAAAGGCCCGAGGCGGAACUUGAAGAGAUGAUGCAAACUCUUGGAGUUGCCAUGCUGUGUGUGCAUCCAUCGCCGGACGACCGGCCGACGAUGAAGGAUGUAGCGGCAAUGCUCAAGGAAAUAAGGCAGGAGAGAGAGGAAAUACCUAAAGUUGAUAUGCUCAUAAAAGGGUCACAAAUAGGUGGAUCAGAUGCAAAGGAGAAGAAGAGUUGGAGUGGAGGGCAGUCAUCUGCAGCGCAGGGGUUGUAUUUGGAGAGCAACAACUCAAGCUUUUCUGCAUCUUCGUUGCUGCACUCGGCUUCCUCUGUUGCCAAAUUUGGUGUUGAUAAUAAGCAGUAGAAUGCCAUGCAUCUUUUUCUGUUUGUAGUUAACAUUCAAAUAACAUUAAUAUAUGUAGUUAACUUUUUUUCAUCUUUCUUAAUUUUGUGUUUAUUUCUACAUUAUUAAAGGAAAUUAAAUGCAUGUUUGUGGGGUUCAGACAGCAUAAGUUAUCACUCACUGUAUCCUCCUA
This is a messenger RNA of Sesamum indicum (sesame), 3991 nucleotides long. RefSeq lists its product as uncharacterized. Gene Ontology annotation, biological process: protein phosphorylation. The record is from RefSeq and is a predicted model, not a curated record. Gene Ontology annotation, molecular function: ATP binding; receptor serine/threonine kinase binding; protein kinase activity. NCBI's taxonomy places the organism in Eukaryota, Viridiplantae, Streptophyta, Magnoliopsida, Lamiales, Pedaliaceae.